Molecule: messenger RNA, 637 nt
Organism: Notechis scutatus (mainland tiger snake)
Lineage: Eukaryota; Metazoa; Chordata; Lepidosauria; Squamata; Elapidae
Source: RefSeq, a predicted model, not a curated record
AUGGAGGUCGUCCUGGGGGAAUAUAACCUGGCCAAGGUGGAGAGCCCGGAACAGGAGAUUUUGAUCAACCCCGAGGACAUCUUCGUGCACCCCGGCUGGAACUCCAACUGCCUCAGCUGGGGAGGGAAGGAAAAUAGCCCCCUCCUCACCACCGUCACCGCCUCUUCUUCCAGGGACGACAUCGCCCUGAUCAAACUCUCCCGGCCGGCCGUUCUCAACGACAAGGUGCAGCUGGCGUGCCUCCCCCCACGAGGAGAGGUGCUCCCCAACCAUCAUCCCUGCUACGUCUCUGGCUGGGGCACGCUCUACACCGGAGGCCCCAUGCCUGACAUCCUUCAGCAGGCGCUUCUGCCAGUCGUGGACUAUGCACAUUGCACCCAGCCAGACUGGUGGGGGACCUACGUCAAGCAGACCAUGGUGUGCGCCGGUGGGGACAUCAAAGCUGCCUGCAACGGUGACUCCGGGGGCCCCCUCAGUUGCCCAGCUGCUGACGGCCGGUGGUACGUUCACGGGGUGACCAGCUUCAUCUCUGCCCGGGGUUGCAACACCCUGCAGAAGCCCACCGUCUUCACCCGCGUCUCUGCUUUCAUCCCCUGGAUCGAGCAGGUAUUGCCCAGCCCCCAUAUCAGAGGGGAGG